ACGCGGACAGUUGAGUUAGUGUGCGUGAGAUGGUGUCGAAUAAAGUCUGGAAAAGUGGACUAAGUGACAGCUAGUGGCUCUGAAUGGGUCGUGCCUGCUGCCUGCUAGAAGUUAGUGUCCUAGAAGACACAAACGAAACAGUUCAUUGCCCUCAAAUCCAGUUCCUCUUUGCCUAGCGAGCAGCAGAGUUUAUCGCUGGUUUGUCUUGGUACGCUACACAGGACAAGGCAGAAGCACUGCGCUGAUCGUGGUCUGGCCACCUUGGUCUUCAGUUUCAGUGAUCACGUAUAGUGACGUCAUCUAGGGACUGUGACCACAACUGCAAGGAUGGAUUCCGAAGCAGAAUUCCGCCAGCCCAUCAUGCAGAGCAUGUCUGUAGUUAGCAGUUCCUCUGUGCAGCUUACACCACGACUCAUCAUUGUGCCACCAUUCGAGGACCAAGACAAUAUUACCAACUACAAGAAGCGGAUCAGCAGUUCCAUCUCACACCAAGCUGAGCCUGGUCACGGACCUUCUAUUGAAGAGAUUGAAGAAGGUGACGAGACUGAUGGAAAGCUUCUUGAGGAUCCAUCGCCCGAGUCUGAAGCCUUCCCCAACCUACGCAAAGUGUUCUCCUCACGGGCAGAGCUGGGAAAGUUUCUUACUGAAAACCUCUACUUUCAGCUACUGGUUGUCUUCCUGGUUGCUGUGGAUGCAGUGAUUGUCAUUGUGGUGGACUUACACCUGACAGCUCACGACGAAUGCCAUUCCAACUCCGAUUGUCCUACGGGAGAGAAACAUUUGGACGAUCAUGAUCACCUGAAGUACUGCAGUGUCAAUGUGAACUAUACCAAGUGUGCAUACUACCAUGGUCACCGUCAGUGUGUAGCAGAAUACACGCCUGAAGACAGGACCACCUUGGACACGCUUCACUACGUCGGAUUGGCUGUUUUGACACUCUUUAUGAUGGAGGUGCUGUUGCGCAUCUUUGCACUUGGAAAGGAUUUUUUCAAGAGAAAGCUUGAGAUCUUUGAUGGACUGUUGGUGCUUGGCUGCUUCAUAUUCUACAUUGCUUAUCGGAUUCAAGAGCCGUUCCAUGCUGCUGCUGAAGCUGCUGCUCUCAUAAUCCUGUUGCGUGUCUGGCGUAUGAAGCGAAUCGUCAACGGUAUUACACGGGACUCUCAGAAACGCAACCUGGGAAAACGCCGUCUGCUGCAACAACAACUCAAGAUUUACAAAGAAAGAGAUGAUAUCCUAUGUGAAGAGCUGAAGACCCUCAAGGAAGAGGUACGCUGUUUCCGUGCCCUGGCAGAGAAAGCAGAGAAAGCAGAGAACCCGACAUCUGCACCAAUCGAGUCCCGCAUGUAGCAGUCCAACAGCGCAGUACAGAACUACAGUACACUGCAAUACGGUACACAGUAGAGUACCAAUAUGCUGUACUGAUAUGCUGUACUGAUAUCCUGUACCGAUAUGCUGUUGGUACGGCCAUGCAAGCAAGGCACAGCAAUGGCAUUACACUGCAUAACGCUCUGGUAGCUAGAAGUGCACAUGCUUAGUCACUGUAUCGGGUACACUUGCGUCAUCUAAACUGCAUGUUCAGUUUGUCUUCAACAUUCUAAGUCAAUAGCCACACGCGUGAAAUAGUCUGCCUUGCAACGCCACACAGUCACACACGCACACAUACUGAUCAUGUCUCCCCAUAGUCAAACACAGUAGACAUACAGUGUCACAUAGUGUUAUAGCAGAACCACAAACAAUACACAAAAUAAUAAACGCUGCACUAUCUCAGACUUCAGCAAGCAUCUGUUUUCCUUCCGAGCUAUUGUUAGAUGUUCACUUCACAUCCAAGACCUGGCAAUGAACCUGGAUCAUUUACGCUGACUUAAAUGCAUGCACGCUAUACCUGUUCUAUACCAGUUCUCUUCCAUAACAUUAUUCGAACAUUUUCAAUCACAGUUGAAACACCAUG
Molecule: messenger RNA, 1948 nt
Organism: Sycon ciliatum
Lineage: Eukaryota; Metazoa; Porifera; Calcarea; Leucosolenida; Sycettidae
Exons: 11
Coding region: 328-1347 (339 amino acids)
Biological process (GO): proton transmembrane transport
Cellular component (GO): plasma membrane
Molecular function (GO): voltage-gated proton channel activity
Source: RefSeq, a predicted model, not a curated record